Molecule: messenger RNA, 1718 nt
Organism: Xenopus laevis (African clawed frog)
Lineage: Eukaryota; Metazoa; Chordata; Amphibia; Anura; Pipidae
Gene: psmd4.S
Product: proteasome 26S subunit ubiquitin receptor, non-ATPase 4 S homeolog
Biological process (GO): proteasome-mediated ubiquitin-dependent protein catabolic process
Cellular component (GO): proteasome regulatory particle, base subcomplex; cytosol; nucleus
Molecular function (GO): polyubiquitin modification-dependent protein binding
Source: RefSeq, marked provisional
GGCUGGGCAGUUACAGUUUAUGACGGAGCCGGAUAUUCCGGUGCAGAAGUCGAGGUGACAAUACAGAAAAAAUGGGGCUGGAAAGUACUAUGGUCUGUGUGGAUAACAGUGAAUACAUGAGAAAUGGGGACUUCCUACCAACGAGACUUCAGGCCCAACAGGACGCAGUGAACAUUGUUUGUCACUCCAAGACUCGCAGUAACCCCGAGAAUAAUGUGGGGCUCAUCACACUGGCUAAUAACUGUGAGGUUCUCACCACUCUCACUCCGGACACCGGCCGAAUCCUUUCCAAACUCCAUGCGGUGCAGCCCAUUGGCAGGAUCACUUUCUGCACCGGAAUCCGCGUUGCGCAUCUGGCACUGAAGCACCGCCAGGGCAAGAACCACAAGAUGCGGAUAAUCGCCUUUGUUGGAAGUCCAGUGGAGGACAAUGAAAAGGAUUUGGUGAAACUGGCAAAGCGCCUGAAGAAAGAGAAGGUGAGCGUGGACAUCAUUAAUUUUGGAGAAGAGGAGAGUAACACGGAGAAGCUGACGGCAUUUAUCAACACCCUGAAUGGAAAGGACGGCACCGGCUCCCACUUAGUCACUGUCCCUCCUGGGCCCAGCCUGGCCGACGCCCUCAUCAGCUCCCCAAUCCUGGCGGGAGAGGGAGGGGCAAUGCUGGGGCUGGGGGCCAGUGACUUUGAGUUUGGGGUGGAUCCUAGCGCUGACCCGGAGCUGGCCCUGGCUCUUCGUGUGUCUAUGGAGGAGCAGAGGCAGCGGCAGGAGGAGGAGGCCAGGAGAGCAACUGCCGCUUCUGCUGCUGAGGCCGGAAUCACUUCCACAACUGGCGACGAUUCGGAUGAGGCGCUGCUGAAGAUGACCAUUGGGCAGCAGGAGGGCACUCGCAGUGGGCUCCCAGAUUUCAGCAGUAUGACGGAGGAUGAGCAGAUUGCAUACGCCAUGCAGAUGUCGCUACAGGGGGCGGAGUUUGGCCCAGUGGAGGCCGGGGAGCUGGACAGCAGUGCUGUAAUGGACACCUCAGAACCUGCAAAGGAGGAAGAUGAUUAUGACGUGAUGCAGGACCCCGAGUUCUUACAGAGUGUCCUAGAGAACCUGCCAGGAGUGGACCCCAAUAAUGAAGCCAUUCGCAAUGCUAUGGGGUCCCUGGCCUCCCAGGCCUCUAAGGACAACAAGAAGGACAAGAAGGAGGAGAAGAAAUGACGGGCGCAGGAGCUGCCACUUGCUGAGCACUCUGAGAGACUGGGGGUGGGGCUAUCUGUUUCUAAUUUCAGUUAUAUAAUAAAUACACGUGUGUUAUUCUGAGCUGUGUGUGAGUCUGUAUGAGUUGCUUGUGUCCUCAGUGUGUAAAACAGACAACUCUGAGUAUCACUCAUGUAUUAUAAGGGAUAAUGUACCCCCUACUGUAAAUGAUAAGGAUAUUAGAAGUCACUGAGGGGUUGUUCUGUGACCAUAUAAAGGCACAAGGCUGCAGGCUGAGUUAUACAGGGAACUCUGAGUAUCACUCAUGUAUUAUAAGGGAUAAUGUACCCCCUACUGUAAAUGAUAAGGAUAUUAGAAGUCACUGAGGGGUUGUUCUGUGACCAUAUAAAGGCACAAGGCUGCAGGCUGAGUUAUACAGGGAACUCUGAGUAUCACUCAUGUAUUAUAAGGGAUAAUGUACCCCCUACUGUAAAUGAUAAGGAUAUUAGAAGUCACUGAGGGGUUGUUCUGUGACCA